This is a messenger RNA of Gorilla gorilla gorilla (western lowland gorilla), 1048 nucleotides long. It is a transcript of the gene H3-4, whose product is annotated as H3.4 histone, cluster member. The record is from RefSeq and is a predicted model, not a curated record. Gene Ontology annotation, molecular function: protein heterodimerization activity; structural constituent of chromatin; DNA binding. Gene Ontology annotation, cellular component: nucleosome. NCBI's taxonomy places the organism in Eukaryota, Metazoa, Chordata, Mammalia, Primates, Hominidae.
CGGGGGCAGGAGUUUCAGACUCAUGGUCCGAAUCAAGCAGACUGCGCGCAAGUCGACGGAUGGCAAGGCCCCGCGCAAGCAGCUGGCCACCAAGGUGGCUGGCAAGACCGCACCCGCCACUGGCGGCGUGAAGAAGCCGCACCGCUACGGCACGGUGGCGCUUCGUGAGAUCCGCCGCUACCAGUAGUCCACUGAGCUGCUAAUCCGCAAGUUGCCCUUCCAGCGGCUGGUGCACGAGAUCGCUCAGGACUUUAAGACCGACCUGCGCUUCCAGAGCUCGGCCGUGAUGGCACUGCAGGAGGCGUGCGAGUCUUACCUUGUGGGGCUGUUUGAGGACACCAACCUGUGUAUCAUCCAUGCUAAACGGGUCACCAUCAUGCCUAAGGACAUCCAGCUGGCAUGCCGUAUCUGCGGGGAGCGGGCCUAGGAGGGCCAUCUCGCCACCUGAGAGGUUGCGCAACGUUCACCCCAAAGGCUCUUUUAAGAGCCACCCACCUGGUCGGAAGAGUUGCUGUAGCAAGCCAGGCUCUUGGGUUUCGGGGGGUUCCUUCCGCCGGCCGGUGCCGGCUUACCUACUUCCGAUUAGGGUGGGAGGCUGGCGAAUCCUGUGUUCACCCUGUCCAGUUAGGAGGCCAGCUACUCACACGCGUUACCUCUCAGCCUGUCUCCAGUCACAAAUCCAGCUAGUAGUGUGUGUUUAUGAAUCAUGGUUGGUCUGUUUUGGGGACGGGGUGUUGAGGGUAGCCUAACUGGUCUAUCUCCAGUUAGGUAAGCAACCCCAGCUAGUUGUGUCAACUCAGCCUAUCUACAGUUAGGUUGGAAGGCUGGCUGGUCUUGUGUGUUCUCAGCUCAGCCUCUUUCAAAUUAGGUUACAAGUCCUGCGUGUGUGUGUGUGUGUACACGCAGCUUGUUUCCAGUGAGGUUACCAGUCCAGCUAGUCUUCUGCCUUGACAGCCCAUCUCCUGUUAAGGCCAGCAAGUAUGUAUUAUCUUGGCCUAUUUUAAGUUAGAAGUCCAGCUACUUCACCAGCAUAGCAGCUCACGCCUGU